GUCAAAGUCUUAGCUGCAUCUCAGAAGCGGGGUCCCCAACAACAUUCAAACCUCGGCUCUCCGGGAGUCCAAUCCAACCCCGCACGACCUCACCUUGCACACAAACACAAUGUCCAAAGUCCACGUCGAGCCCGGCUCGUUCAAUGUCCCUGUGGGAAAAUUUCCCCAGACCUCUUCGUCGACUGAUGUCAAUGCCGCCCAGGUCGCGUCGCAGCUCGUCGAGAAGAUCAACACGGCCUUGAGUAAGGGAGAUGUCCAGGCGAUUUGUGACUUGUUCCUCGAAGACGGUUUCUGGCGAGACCAUCUUUGCCUGACAUGGGACUUUCACACUGCCAAAGGCAGAGAUAACAUCUUCAGCCUCCUCAAGUCUGCCCGUCUCCCCAGCAAGAUUGAGAUUGACAGCUCAUCGCCAUUCAAGGGACCUUAUCUCGGGCCCAUUGACGCAUUUGGAGAUGUCACUGGAGUAUUGUUCUUCAUCACGCUUUCAGACUCACUCAGCAACGGUAGGGGCCUCGUACGGCUGGCGGAGAAGGAUGGCGAGUGGAAGAUUUUCACCUUCUUCACGUCCAUGGUGGGAUUUGUUGACCACGCAGAGGCGGUGGACCAUAAAAGACCCCUGGGCGCGCAGCAUGGUGAGAACCCGGAUCGCAAGAACUGGCAGGAUCGUCGCACGGCCGAUAUCAAUGCCGAGGGAAAGUCCCCGACUGUCCUGGUCGUCGGUGCCGGGCAGUCUGGCCUCACCAUCGCGGCUCGUCUCAAGAUGCUGGGUAUUGAUGCGCUGGUCAUCGACGAAGAGGAUCGCAUCGGGGACAAUUGGCGCCGACGCUACCACCAGCUGGUGCUGCAUGACCCGGUGUGGUUUGACAACCUUCCCUACGUCCCAUUCCCUCCGAACUGGCCCAUCUUCACCCCCAAGGACAAGCUUGCCGAAUUCUUCGAGUGCUAUGCCAAGCUGAUGGAGCUGAAUGUGUGGACCAAAACGGGCAUCAAGAAGUCCUCGUGGGAUGGCCAAGAGAAGGUCUGGACGAUUGACCUGCAGAGACGAAAGGAGGACGGCACGGUGGAGACUCGCACCAUUCAGCCUCGGUAUAUCGUCCAGGCCACUGGUCAUUCUGGAAAGAAGAACCUACCCAACUUCAAAGGCAUCGACUCUUUCCAAGGCGAUCGCAUUUGCCACAGCAGCGAGUUUCCCGGUGCCAACCCCGAGUCCAAAGGCAAGAAGGCUGUCGUAGUUGGGGCAUGCAAUUCCGGUCACGACAUUGCGCAAGAUUACUACGAGAAGGGAUACGAUGUGACGAUUGUGCAGCGCAGCUCAACAUGCGUGAUUUCGUCGCAGGCGAUCGUCGACAUCGGUCUCAAGGGCUUGUAUGAGGAAGACGGCCCCCCGAACGAGGAUGCCGAUCUCUAUCUCUGGAGCAUCCCGUCGGAGCUGUUCAAGGCGCAGCAGAUCAAGAUCACCCGACUACAGAACCAGAGAGACCAGGCAACACUGGAGGGUUUAGAGCGAGCCGGCUUCCAGGUGGACCGGGGUCCAAACGAAGCGGGUCUACUAGUAAAGUAUCUACAACGGGGCGGAGGCUACUACAUCGACGUGGGAGCCAGCCAGCUGAUCGUCGACGGCAAAGUCAAAGUGAAGCAGGGCCAGGAGAUCACGGAGAUUCUCCCCCACGGUCUCCGGUUCGCGGACGGAACGGAGCUCGAAGCGGACGAGAUCAUCCUAGCCACGGGGUACCAGAACAUGUCAACGCAGGCACGGAUUAUUUUUGGCGACGAGGGCGCCGAGGUGAAUGAUGUGUGGGGAUUCGACGAGAGGGGAGAGAUGCGCAUGUGGCGCCGGACAGGCCAUCCGGGACUAUGGUUGAUGGGAGGAAACCUGGCUUUGUGUCGGUAUUACUCGCGGCUGUUGGCACUGCAGAUCAAGGCAUUGGAGCUGGGGGUUACAUCCUAUGAUGGUUAAGCACAGCUGCCAAGAUAAAACCGCUGUACAAAGAAGCAGUCAGCUCGUAGCAAUGAAUCCAGCCAGAUACAAAAAUAAACCCC
Molecule: messenger RNA, 2040 nt
Organism: Aspergillus sclerotioniger CBS 115572
Lineage: Eukaryota; Fungi; Ascomycota; Eurotiomycetes; Eurotiales; Aspergillaceae
Product: flavin-containing monooxygenase
Exons: 3
Coding region: 110-1957 (615 amino acids)
Molecular function (GO): flavin adenine dinucleotide binding; monooxygenase activity
Source: RefSeq, a predicted model, not a curated record